Messenger RNA from Epinephelus fuscoguttatus (brown-marbled grouper), 3745 nucleotides. It is a transcript of the gene abhd18, whose product is annotated as abhydrolase domain containing 18. NCBI's taxonomy places the organism in Eukaryota, Metazoa, Chordata, Actinopteri, Perciformes, Serranidae. Bases 139 to 1530 code for a protein of 463 amino acids. The transcript has 14 exons. The record is from RefSeq and is a predicted model, not a curated record.
GCUUGACAGUAGCUCCACCGCCUGUCAUUCGCCCUCUGAGGACGCUAACGAAAGUUAGCUGUUAGCUAGCAGUGCGAAGAAGUCCACGGCAAGGAUAACAAACGUCUGUGUACAGUCUGAGAUGCCUGGUGCUAGUCCAUGGGUGUGAGCCGACUGGAUGUAUUUUACAGAAGGCUGCUCCUCACCAAACUCUUCAUUGGGGGAUGGGGGAAGCCUGAAGACCUCAAGAGAAUAUUUGAAUUUCGUAAGAUCAUUGGAGACAGAGAGAGGUGCAGGUAUCUGGUGCCAAAGGACUAUCCAGUCUACAUAAACAAGACAGAGGAGCACACUGACUGUAAGAUCCACGAAGGAUUCUUUAUCUCUCCCCUGGAGCACUUGGUUCCUGGAAUCCUUCCACCAGAGGCUGUCAAAGCCAGGUUCCAGUUUAUAGUUCCCAAGAGGUGGCAGAAGAACAGACCAGUAUGUGUCCACCUGGCAGGGACUGGAGACCAUUUUUUCUGGCGUCGGCGGACCCUAAUGGCCAGGCCCAUGGUCAAAGAGGCAGGGAUGGCUUCACUGCUGCUGGAGAACCCUUAUUAUGGCUAUCGUAAACCCAAAGACCAGCUGCGGUCCUGUCUAAAGAAUGUGUCAGACCUAUUUGUGAUGGGAGGGGCUUUGAUCCUGGAGUCAACAGUGCUUCUCCGAUGGCUGGAGAGAGAAGGUUACUGGCCACUGGGAAUGACUGGCAUCUCCAUGGGAGGAUAUAUGGCAUCCCUGGCAGUGACUAACUGGCCAAAGCCCAUCCCUCUGAUUCCGUGUUUAUCCUGGUCCACAGCCUCCAGUGUCUUCACCACGGGUGUGCUGAGUAAAGCAGUGAACUGGACAGAGCUGGAGAAACAGUAUGCCAUUAACUCAGUAUAUGAAGAGGAGAUCAUUAAGCUGCUGGAAUACUGUGGGGCUGAUUCCUUUAAGAUGGGUCCAGAGUUUUCGAAGAAUGUGGACCCUUUAGAGCAUCUGUUGGGCCUGUCUGGAGAUGACAGAGCAUCAGUGGCUCAGAAUUCCAAAGCUGGAGGGGAAGCCGAGGCUGAACGAGGCCUGUUGAUUGGUGGAAGCCCUGAGGGGGGCAGGGCUAGAGUAGACCAAUUGCUAUCAUCUGUGAACAGCAGUGGAAUGAGCUUGGACACUCUACCAAGAAGCCUUCAUGCGAACAGCACACUGUGUGAGAAGAAGACGGAUUCAGCCAAAUUCUAUCGGCCUUCAUUACAUAAAGAGUCUAUAAGCUUCAUGAAGGGAGUAAUGGACGAAUGCACACACAUGGCCAACUUCUCUGUCCCUGUAGACACCAGUCUCAUUAUCGUGGUCCAGGCCAAAGAGGAUGCCUAUAUCCCUCGUACAGGGGUCCUCAGUCUGCAAGAGAUCUGGCCAGGAUGUGAAGUCAGAUAUCUGAAUGGAGGACACGUCAGUGCAUACCUGUUUAAACAGAACGUCUUCAGACAGGCCAUAUAUGAUACAUUCGACAGAUUCUGCCUGAAGUAUCCCAACCUGCACUAGCCAUGGCAGGCUGAAGCCCUUUCCUCCCUGCCCUCUAACAGCACCAGGAUCAGUGGCUCUGGACAUUGGAAAAAAAAUGUGCCUGUUAAUAGAUCAGAAGCUUUGAUUUUUAAUUCUUUACAUUUUCUACCAAUAGAAAGAGAAGGGUGUGUGCCCUGGUACACCCCCCAAAAAAUAGUGACUAAAACUGUAUAAGUGUCACAAAUGUUGUGGGAUGUUCCUGCCAGUAUGUGGUUGUCAAACCAACACUCAGGCCUCUAACCUCACUCUGGUAAACUGGUGUUUACAGACAAGAAGCCUGUGGCAGUGUCCUGUUUUCACUGGUCCACACCACCACCACACUGGAUGUGUCCUUGCUGAUGUGGCUGUGUUAACAGUAUUUCACCUGGAGAAACUCUGGAUUGGAAAUACAGACACACCCUGUAAUAAUAUAAUACUGAUAUCAUAUGAGAAAAAUAUUAACUCACUGUUGCGUGACUACUGUAGAAAGUUCAUUACUACAGUUAAUCUUAAAUUACAAGAAGAAAGUAAGAGGUAUAAAUACAACACCAGGGUUCAACAUUGUUUUUUUUUUCACUUGUAUCGCUAAUAAAUGAAACAAUUUGUAUAGGGGCAAGUAAGAAUUGACUUGAGGUAGGUAGAUUUCUGACCUACUUGCCUGAAAUCAAUCUUUACUUGCCCCUUUAUAAAUUGUUUAAUUUAUUAUCGUUUAUCAAAUAACAACAAAGACUAAAGUUAAUUGUCAUAUUUAGUCUUUAUUUAAUUAAACUCCUGUUUCCAGAAAAAUAGAAAUGCUCACUUGCGCUUCAGUUCAUAAACUUUGUCUGUACCCGCCGACAUUUUUUCAUGAUUUUCCUCACUAGUACUGUGCACGUGCAACUCUCAGCAGACACAAGAAAGAAGGAGAUGGUUCACUCCUGAGCUACUUAAAUCAUCAGAUCUGGAAAAAAAAGAAAAACAUUCUGAUGGCAAGGUAAAGCAGUGAAAAUAUUAUAAAUACAGCAUACACAUAAUCUUACGUUGAUUCUUUUCUAGGCCUUUUUUAGGUGGCUAAAAACGAACUCAUUGAAGCAGUGUUUGCUCAGCACUGUUUGAUUUUAUGUACAUGAUGUGAGGAUUUUUUACCCGGAAGUUAUUGUAAAUUAACACUGUGAUUUGGUCUAUAGUCUUUUUCAUUGUUUGUGGCGGAGUCAGCCAUUCAAGAUUAAAAUGACCUGCCUGCACACAAUCACAGAAACAAUGCAGCAUGUCAUUGAUUUGAUUGAUAUCAGCCUCACUGUUUACUGUUCAUCCUCCAACAGAGCUGCUAGAGCUGUGUUAAGUUACUGCUAAUGCUAACACAGCAUUACCUACUGCCACUGAAAACUAAAUGUUCUGAGAGCAGCAGGUGUAGACACAGAGAGGUUAGAAACAUACAGUUGCCAACAAUCUGUGUGAAGAGAAACCUUCUGUUCAAUGCUAUUUCUGGUUAAACCAGUUAUGUUAGGAUCUUUGCGGAGUGCUAUCACGAGCGCCUCAGUGACUACAGUGAACAACAGUGGAGGGAAGUUUUCCAAGUGGGUAUUGUUGGUUCUGACUGAAGCCAUGGGAGAAAUUAGGAGCAAUUUAGCAAAGACAAGUUUUUCUAAUGUAUUUCUCUCUAUUAAAAAAGAAAAAAGAGAGAGAGAGAGAUCUGAGAUAUGAAAAACAGGCUGCACACCCCCAAGUUUACAAACUACUGUGGUUUGUGCAGCAUGAAAUCAGAUUGCAGUUGCUCAUGGUAUGAUGUAAAAAGGGCAGUUAUCAGGAGUUAUUUUGGCUGCACUGUAAACAGAUUAGGGUUGCAGUGAUAUACCGGGUUUCAAGGUAGCCUAUACCUUGAUAUAAAAGUUGAUGAUUAUCAUACCAGGUGCAUUUGCUUUAUUUACAACAUAGAAAAAAAUUGAACUGGACGUUGAAUCCCCCCUUUAUUGUAGUUAUUUUUAAAGGGGAGACUUUUUACAAAUAUUUCCAGCAACAAAAUGGUUUCAAAUUUCUAUUAUAUUAAUAUAUACAACAGUUAGUUCCGACCGAGUAAUUUGAUUGGACGAGAGGCAUUCCGUGAGUGCUGAUAUAGAGUAUAACAUCACUGGGACAUGUAACAGUAAAAUCACUCCGCUCACAGGUGUUAUAAAUAUAGAUACAACCGUUAAAGGGCAACUUCUGUAUUUUUCAACCUGGGCUCUAUUUCCCCAUG